Molecule: messenger RNA, 1755 nt
Organism: Peronospora matthiolae
Lineage: Eukaryota; Oomycota; Peronosporomycetes; Peronosporales; Peronosporaceae
Source: the annotation of a GenBank genome assembly
AUGCAGACGAAGAUGGAGGUCUUGUCACACCCAGUGAAGGCCGAUUGCAGACGGUCCGUGCGCGUCAUCGCCGACUCCUCCAUGACCAUGCGUUUCUCGUUGCCGACCUCGUACCGCCCCCAGACGCUCUCUCCCGCCUCUGAACCUAAGGGCAACGAAAGCGUCGAACGAACGGUUGGUGACGACGACGAGUCAUGGGAAGACCGCGAUUGGAUGACAGAAGUGCCUUCACGUUCAUGUCUCAAAAGUAACGACAAAGUGGACGAAGUGGACGAGUGGGAGCACCAGCCACAGACGUCGCCCGACCUGCCAGAUGAUUUCCCCCGCCUCCUCGUGAACCUCACGCGCGUCCAGCGCCAGUACUUUGCCGCGACAAAGCGAGAAGAGGACGACGCGUUUGACUUCCUGGACGUCUUUUACCGUGUCAAGAACACGCUGCACGAGCAGUGUACGCCAUUUGUUGAAGUGCUCUUUGAACACCACUGGGGGUUCCACUGCACCUACGGCAUGUCGCGUGCACUGCUGGACGGUCUGCACACCGCGUUCCCAACCGACGUGUUGGCCUUGGUGGACUACCCGCCGGCCAUCGAUGGCGUGCCGCUGCACGAGUUCCUGUACACGUUGUCGAGUCCGUCGAGAUGGAAAAGCGUCGAGUACUUGCGGACUUGUCUGUGUCGGUGCUCGCGCGAUAUGCGGUGGAAGUGCGACGUGAUGAGGGAGUUGGAGCUGCUGGCCGAAACGGAGGCCGCGCAGUAUGAGACGAGGCAGCAACAACAAAGCGACGAGAUCGAGGAGCUCACGCGGUUGCGCGACUCGUUCCGGGCCAAGUUAGAGACGAUAGUGCCGAGUCGAGAGAGGAAACUGCGUCCGGGACGACAGCAGUAUGUCCUGAUACUGCGGAAGCUGGAGGAUGUCGAGAACCGGUUGAUGACGCUGCUGGAUGCGUUUCUGAAAGAGCCCGAGCUGGACGAAGAAGAGUAUCGCAGUGCGUUUGACAGUCCUGGUGGAGAAGGUGGCGUCGCUGUGGGUACGAAUGUGCUGGACAUGGUGAUUGCCAUGGUAUUCGGUCGCCUGCCUCGUGAUUUCAGUCAGCAGACCACAACGGAAGAGCAUUUCCGGAUGCUUUUCGACCACCAUAUUCAGAUACUGCGGCUGUGGAAGAAGGACUUUGGACGGCUGCCGUUGCAGUCUCGAGUGGCAGCGCACGACGAAGGCGCUCGAGGUUCAGACGCCGGUCGUACGUUUGGGUCGUUACGCGAGGAGCGAGCUGUUCUUGAUGUGUCGGACGGAGAGAGCGUGGCCGAGCUUACUGAGGAAUGUCUAGUAAAGGAUGGUGCUGUUGGGAAUUUGGAUGGAGCGUCACUCCGUUGCGACGUUACAUCGGAAGACAUUGGUCAAAGUUGCGAAGGAGCAAACGACAGCAAGACAUUGUUUAACGACGAUUCAGACGGUUACGGUGCUGAUUCUGAUAGUGACGCAAGCGAAGACGAUGUCGGCGAAGUUACAGUAGCGCAAAUCCAGAGGCAUCAGCUGAAGCGUGUGCCGCCAAAGCUUGGCGAAGCAGAAACGGGUUGUAGACUGGACGGACCACGACGAAGACGCAUGAAGCACCCGAGACGUGCAACAAAAUUGCACAAGUCGAAAGCGGAUCGUUGUGAGAGCGAUGCUGAGCGUCAAGCUGCGUCAUUCCAGCCAUUUGCAUGCACCGGAGCGGUGAAGUUGCUUCGUCAAGCCAAAGAAAAGGAACUGUUUUGA